This is a messenger RNA of Psammomys obesus (fat sand rat), 1028 nucleotides long. RefSeq names its product popy Class I histocompatibility antigen, A-1 alpha chain-like. Lineage: Eukaryota; Metazoa; Chordata; Mammalia; Rodentia; Muridae. Gene Ontology annotation, cellular component: external side of plasma membrane. Gene Ontology annotation, biological process: positive regulation of T cell mediated cytotoxicity; immune response; antigen processing and presentation of endogenous peptide antigen via MHC class I via ER pathway, TAP-independent. Gene Ontology annotation, molecular function: signaling receptor binding; peptide antigen binding. The record is from RefSeq and is a predicted model, not a curated record.
AUGGGAAGCCCCAUGGUCACCGCCUUUCCACCGCUGCUGCUCACCGGGGCUGUGGCCUUGACCCAGGUCCGCGCAGGCUUCCAUUCUUUGCAGUUUUUUGCCACUGUCGUGUCCCAGCCUGGUCUGAGGGAGCCUUCCUUCAUCUUCGUCGGCUUCGUGGACGACGCACAGUUCCUGUGCUACAACAACCAGGCGGAAAGUCAGAGGAUGGAGCCUCGCACACUGUGGGUGAGGCAGAUGGGGCCCGAGUAUUGGGGGCGGCAGACUAGGACCGUCAAGGACAUUGCAAAGAAUUCCCUAGUGAACUUGCGGGAGGCGAUGGGCGUUUACAACCACAGCGAGGAUGGCUCUCAUGUCUUUCAGUGUGUGUCUGGCUGCGACGUGGGGCCAGAGGGACUCUUCCUCCGCGGGUACGAGCAGCACGCCUACGAUGGCCGCGAUUACCUCGCCCUAAACCAGGACCUGAGCUCCUGGACUGCCGGCGACACCGCGGCACAGAUCACGCUGCGCAAGUGGGAGGAGGCUGGUGUCGCCGAGCAAAGGCGAUCCUACCUGAAGGGCGAGUGUGUAGAGUCGCUCCGCACGUACCUGGACAUAGGGAAGGAGCCUCUGCUACGGGCCGAUCCUCCGAAAGCACACGUGGCCCAUCACCCCAGACCUCAAGGUGACAUCACCCUGAGGUGCUGGGCCCUGGGAUUCUACCCUGCUGACAUCUCCCUGACCUGGCAGUUGGAGGGAGAGGACCUCACCCAGGACAUGGAGCUUGUGGACACCAGGCCUGCAGGGGAUGGAACCUUCCAGAAGUGGGCAGCUGUGGUGGUGCCUUCCGGGAAGGAGCAGAGAUACAGGUGCCAUGUGCAGCAUGAGGGUCUGCCUGAGCCCCUCACCCUGAGAUGGGACCCUCCUAAGAAUACCACCCCCACCAGUGGAAUCAUUGUUGGCCUGGUUCUCCUUGGAACUGUGUCCACUGCCAUUGUGAUGAGGAAGAGCAGAGGUCUUCAGAUAAUAAUUCUUAAAACACUCCUUAG